Moneuplotes crassus is the source of this 1457-nucleotide messenger RNA. The record is from the annotation of a GenBank genome assembly. NCBI's taxonomy places the organism in Eukaryota, Ciliophora, Spirotrichea, Euplotida, Euplotidae.
AAAAUAUUAUAAUGGUUAAGAAACUAAUCUUCAUCUGUAUCUUACUCCUCUUAAGCCUGGUCGUAGCUCACAAGCCAGGCUUAGUUGCUGUUGUAAAGAAAGGGAUUGUUGACAAAGUCAGGGACAAAUACUUCACAUCUCUCUUUGACCAAUUAGGUCACCAGAGUAUUCCUGACAUUAAGAGCGGGGAUCUGAAGCUGACCAAGAUCACUGCUGAGUUGAGUAAUGACUCUCCUAAUAACUUGCAAGCCUCAUUCAAAGAGGAUAUUAAUGCAAUCAAUAUUGAUCUAAAAAAUACUCAUAUUGAUGUUAAAGUUAACUGGAGAUAUCAUAAAUCAAUUCUCACCUUAAAAGGAAGCGCUAGAAUUAGAGGAACUUUAAGUGAUCUUGGCAUGAACAUUGUUAUGCAAGACACAAAGGAUGGAGACUUCACAAUUCCACAUAUAAAUGCUAAAGAUAUGAGAGUGUCAAUCAGUAAGAACAAAAUUAAGUUAGAUUUCCAUUGCAAGGGUUGUCCUAAACCUGUCGAAUCAUUGAUUUCUAAAGCUCUUAAAGGAAAACUUGUUGAUGAAGUUCAGAGUCAAAUCAAGAAACAAGUCCCAAAACAAGCGAACAGUAUCGGAAAUUCUGUUAUCAAGAAGACCUACCCUAAGACUCUCAACCUCUAUGAUAACAUCUCUCUUGCUACUGCAUUGACUUCUUCAAUUGUAGUGAAAUCUGAUCACCUAGAAGUACCUAUUGAUGCAACCUUCUUUCCUAAAAGCCAGGGUUACAAUCAUUCUUCAGAGCCAAUAGACAUCCCUCACUACAAUAAGGAUGAUCCUGGAGAGAUUAUGCUGUUUUUCAGCCCAUAUUUGGCCCAGACUCUGGCCAAGACUAUCGACACUGAGAAGUUAGUCUAUGAUUUCCCUCUUUUUGAAAUUCAACAUCAGUUAUCAAUAGACCCUGAAGCUGGGCCAACUGUAAUCUCCUUUGAAGAUGGAGAUCUCAUUGCUAAAGGUAAUGCCAAAAUCAUGGCUCCUGUCUAUGGAGUAGGUGUUUCCAUUGGGGUAACAUUGAAGCUUGAUAUGAACAUCUUGAAUGGCGAAGGCGAUAAUAUGUUGUCUGUGAUUCCAAAAGUAAAGGGACUAGAGUUAGAGAAAUUUGAUUUCAUAACUCCAAAAGGAAGCCCUUCAGACUCAGGUAUCCCAGCUUCUUUCAUAAAAUCCCUCCUUACCAGUCAUGUCGGCUUGGUUGGACUAUCCAAUAACAGUAAUUUUGAAACACCCAGAAUAGAUUCAAAGGAAUUACUUGCUUAUCUAAACAAACUGAUUCCAAUGUUCCUAGAUCAGCUAGUCUUGCCUACAGUAGAGAUCCCUCAGCAGGAUAUCUUGCCGUUACAGGUGACCAAUAGUGAGCUUGACUUCCAUAAAGGAUAUUCUGAGCUUGGCCUAUUGUUUAAGUUUACUGGAUAUUAG